UAUACCUGUCAUUCCAAAGAUGACAAUAAAGAAAAUGGAUUAAUGUAGAAGUGUGAUGGCACACUCCUGUAUGUUUACAGUAAACACUCAGCUAAGAUGCCCUCAUCAACACUGAUGACACACCGGACAAACACGCAGUAUGCUCCGCCGACUGACACAACACACUUCACUAAUCGCGCCAUCCAAAGAAAGAUCUUCAAUUGAACUGUGUGGACCUUUUCCUCUUUGGAGAUGCAUAAACGUUUGAUCCAAGUAAGCGGCUUCCUGAUUUCCACACUGGGCUGGCUCUUUGUGCUGUGCACCAUGGCCAUGGACUUCUGGAGGAUCACCCAAAUCGGAGGCCAGGGCGGCUCGUUCAUCAUCAAGGUGGCCUGGUACUGGUCCAAUCUGUGGAAGGACUGCUUCACCGACUCCACGGCCGUCACCAACUGCAGAGAUUUCCCUGUUCUCUGGAGUGUCACGCCAUUUGUCCAGGGGGUGCGAGGCUUGCUGAUGUGCGGGCUGACUCUGGGCUUCUUCGCCGCCAUCUUGUGCUUCCUGGGCAUGGAGUGCACCUACCUCGGCGGAGACGAGCAGAGUAAAGACAAGAUGCUUUUCGCUGGCGCAGUCUUUCACUUUGUGGGUGGAGUGUCUGAUAUUGCGGCCUACUGCUUAUACAUCAACCGGGUUGCCAGGAACACCUUUGCUGUCAACUUAGCACCUGGACUCUUACGGUACGACUUAGGCCCUCCCAUAUUUCUCGGAUUGGUUGGAAGUUUUUUCAUCAUUUUAGGAGCUCUCUUUUAUGCAGCCACAGUGUUCAGAGUACUCAUACCCAAAAGUCAAGUGAUCUAUGCCUACGGAGGAGGCACAUACAUGGAUCCUCGCUUGCGAGGAAGAAGCAUGUACACCGGAGGCUACUACAGACCCAACAGACUGUACGGAACUUACUACGGCUCAGGAAGAUCCGGCAGCUCCAAAAUAUCCAAACUCUCUGCGACAACACCAGAGAGGUUUUCUGAAAGGGACGCAUUUGUCUAGUGUCGGUAAAUGGUUUCCUCGCAAGUGCUUUGUGUAUGAAGGAGUGAUAAGGCCACGGUGAAAGACAAGUUGUAUGUUGUGGGGGUGCGGGGGGUUGUCAUGUCAGGACAAAAAAAAAAUAUCUACAAAGAAACAAAAUAUUUUAUUGAAUGAAAUAGAAAUUCCCAUCCAAACAUGAAUGCAACAUUGUAAAUUUAAUCAAGGAAAGAAUUUUAAACAACUAUUGCAAAUUUGUUACAAGAACAACACUAACAACACUUUUGGUUGACUGGUCAACGUCCACAAAUUGCAUGAACUGGAAGAUCAUAAUAUAUUUUUCCCCAAAAAUGACUUAAAGUACCUGUACAUAUUUUUAUGAUCAUAUGUUUUCCCCUCAAACUGUUUUUAACCCUUUUCAGGGACAGCGGUUACUACAGUGGACAGCUUAUCAUGUUAUCAGGUUACAGGGUGCACGAAAAGGUUCAUGUCAAUUGCGCCUUUUAUUCUCAUGAUUUCGACUUUAUUAUUGGAACUGGUGUAACACUUUUGUUGAUCCAAACAUAUAAUUCAAUACAUGAUAUACACAACAAUUUGUUUCAUCUCUUCAUUACAGCCUUGUGAACUUCAAUCAAGACAUGUUUUUUUUCCUCUUAAAAUCGAGACCUAAUUCUUAUCUAUGUUCGGAUUUUUCCCUCAGCUCAGAGAUGUACAACUUUUCUCAUAAUUUAAUUUUUUUUUCCUCACGAAGUUAGAACUUUCUCACAAUUUGACAUCAUUGUAAAAACUAAAAUAACAAUGCAAUGUUUUUUGUGAUUGUUUUUUUUUUCUUUACUUUAGAUGUAUACAUUUAACAUUUUUAACAAGGUGAUUUUCAGAGCGCCACGACUUCUCAGAGACCACACCCUUUUCUGUUGGGAA
Molecule: messenger RNA, 1917 nt
Organism: Hippocampus comes (tiger tail seahorse)
Lineage: Eukaryota; Metazoa; Chordata; Actinopteri; Syngnathiformes; Syngnathidae
Product: claudin-10-like
Exons: 5
Coding region: 232-1020 (262 amino acids)
Cellular component (GO): bicellular tight junction; membrane
Molecular function (GO): structural molecule activity
Source: RefSeq, a predicted model, not a curated record